UCCCACACAGGAGUAUAUACCGCAAAACACAGAUUUUCGCCAUGUCCGCCGUUUUGUGGGUGUGUAUGUGUGGUGCCCUCUGGGUCCUGGUCACGACUUUGCCGGUACAACAGCAGUCUGUUCAGGACUGGGUGGAUCCAGUAAAUGAGCCAGUAGACCAGCAGAAGAGCUUCAUUCUACAACCAAAUGGGCUCCAAAACCAAAGGAAACAACAAAGUAGCUUGCCAAAAGCAAAUCCAUUUGCACACAAAAACAAUCUGAGACGCAUUGGUUUCCACAACAAAAAUAAUUUCGUUUUUCGUGAUCAACCAAUAUCUGUAAUUGGACCAGACGGGCAGGUAUACUACGUAGGUAACCAGCUCAGCCCAGCUAAAAACGUCCCAAAGACACCAUCUGUUGUACCACAGGCUCCCGUCACAGACAACACGGUUCCACUACCGUCUCUCGGUUUCGGAACUCAGCCAGAAAUGAUGCUCUCUCAUCCAGAACAGCCGAGUCAGGAAGCGCUCAUGUUGGACAACACUGAGACAAGUCCAGCCCAGUCUAUUUUAGAAGCCGAAAUACAGUCGUUACAGAGAAAGCUUCCGUUAGAACCAGCAAUUCCAGAUAUUUUGCAAACAGCUACAGUCAUGACAACGAAUAACGAUAACACAGGUAGUGAUGACGAUGAUGAUAUUAAGGAUGAUGACAUUAAUGAUGAUGACUCAAAUGAUGACGACGAUGACGAUUUAAAUGAUGAACACGAUGAUAAUGUAAAUAAUGACGACGAUGACGACAUUAAUAACGAAGACGAUGACGACGUCAACAAUGAAGACGAUGACGGCGUAAAUGCUGAAGACGAUGACGAGACAAAUAAUGAAGAUGAUGAUACAAAUAAUGAAGGUGUUGAUAACGUAAAUGCUGAAAACGAUGACGAUACAAAUAAUGAAGAUGAUGAUAACGAAAAUGCUGAAAACGAUGACGAUACAAAUAAUGAAGAUGAUGAUAACGAAAAUGCUGAAAACGAUGACGAUACAAAUAAUGAAGAUGAUAACAACGUUUAUACUGAAGACGAUGACGAUACAAAUAAUGAAGAUGAGGAUAACGUAAAUGCUGAAAACGAUGACGAUACAAAUAAUGAAGAUGAUAACAACGUUAAUACUGAAGACGAUGACGAUACAAAUAAUGAAGGGGAUGAUAACGUAAAUGCUGAAGACGAUGACGAUACAAAUAAUGAAGAUGAUAACAACGUUUAUACUGAAGACGAUGACGAUACAAAUAAUGAAGAUGAUGUUAACGUAAAUGCUGAAAACGAUGACGAUACAAAUAAUGAAGAUGAUAACAACGCUAAUACUGAAGACGAUGACGAUACAAAUAAUGAAGAUUAUGAUAUAAAUAAUGAAGACGAUGAUACAAAUAAUGAAGACGAUGAUAACGUUAAUGCUGAUGGCAAUGACGAUACGAAUAAUGAAGAUGAUGACGUAAAUACUGACACAAAUAAUGAGGAUGAUGACAACAAUGUCGAAGAAGGUGAUGAUACAAAUAUUGAAAACGAUGACGACGUAAAUAAUAAUACUGAUGAUAUAAAUGAUGACACUAAUACCGAUGAUGAUAACGACAUAAAUGAUGACAAUGGUGAUGUUAUGAACGAUGAUAUAGAUAAUGAAGACAUACACACAGAUAAUGAAGACAACGAUGAUGUAAAUGAUCAAAACGAAAACGACAAUGAAGAUGAAAACGAUACAACUGAGGAUGAUGCAAAUGAUUCAAACAACGAGCAGACAAAUGCUAUCACAGAAGCUGACGAUGACAUCGAUAACGACAACGAAGUUGAUGAUGUAACUGACGCGAAUAUAAACGAAAAUGACGGUGAUGACAAUAAUGAAGAUGAAGAGGAAAUUUUCCAGGGCGAUUUCAAUGAAAACACAGUUCCUUCUAUAGAAGAUAUAGAAGAUAUAGUAGACGUCGAAUCAAUAGAAAAUGACAUUGACGAAGAAAAAGACGCUUUUGAUGAUAACAGUAUUGAUGAUAAUGACGAGGACGACAAUGACGAGGAUGACAAUGAUGAUGAUGUUGAUGUAGGUGGCGAUGAUGAUGAUGAUGAUGAUGAUGAUGAUGAUGAUGAUGAUGCAAUAAAUCACUUUAAUGAAUUAAUCAAUUCAGCAGAUACAGACAACGACGAAACAAUUGAAAAUACUGAUAAUGUACAAUCAAACGAAAUCGGUAUAAACGACGACGACAAUGAUGAUGAUAACGACGAUGAUGAUGGUGAUGAUAACGAUGAUUAUGAUGAUGAUGAUGAUGAU
Mizuhopecten yessoensis (Yesso scallop) is the source of this 2285-nucleotide messenger RNA. Its product is annotated as protein PFC0760c-like. The transcript is spliced from 3 exons. NCBI's taxonomy places the organism in Eukaryota, Metazoa, Mollusca, Bivalvia, Pectinida, Pectinidae. The annotation marks the transcript as partial. The record is from RefSeq and is a predicted model, not a curated record.